UCAAAAUUGAGGUUUAGUUUAGUUACAGUUAAAACAGAAUUCUGCCAGGAUUUUCCUAAGCGUUUUUAUUUCUGUUAAUAAAUAAAUAAUAAAUAAUCCAAUUAAAUGCCAACAGCGCGAUGAAGCUGCUAUUUGACGCAUGUCUGCUUACAAGGCGAAGCGUACGAAACAGUGUGUUUAAACCAACUUCGUUCAACUUUCUCUUCCGACCUGAAAAUUAUUUUAAAGUGGAACACAGGUCUUUACAACAUACAUGCCGCUGUGUUACCGACACAAUCAAGCAGAAUAAAUGCGGGUACAUGCAACGCAUACGGGAAUUACAUUGUACGAAUUAUUUAUAUGCAAAAGAUGCUUCACUACCUCAUGGGUUUGAUUCAUAUGGAUUUGAUGAUAUGUCACACUUACACUCCGAUAUUAAGAAGAUUUUGCACACAAAUGUGAAGCCGCUACAAACUAUGUGUAGUUAUUAUUUCGAUGGUAACGGCAAACACUUCCGACCAAAAGUUGUUUCACUCGUAUCUAAGUUGUGUAACGAGCAUGGUGGAAUUGAAAGAAAAGUCUCCGAAAAUCAGCGUAAAAUUUCACUAAUUGCCGAAAUGAUUCAUGUUGGAAGUUUAAUCCAUGAUGACGUGGUCGAUUUCUCCAAUGUAAGGAGAGGAAAACGAUCUGUUAACGCUCUCUGUGGUGAUCAUAAUGCAGUAAUGGUGGGCAACUAUGUUGUUGCAAAUGCUUCAAAAUUAUUAUCAAGUAUUGGAAACCCAGAGAUAACUAUCAUAAUAUCUCAAAUUAUUGAUGACAUUGUGAGAGGUGAGUUCAUGCAGCAAGACAACAAAGAUCAAUUCAAACAUUACCUGAAGAAAACUUACAAGAAGACAGCAAGUUUGAUAGCCAACUGCUGUAAAGCUGUCGCGUGUUUAAGUUCCAACAAUAAUGAAGUAAUAGAAGCCGCUUAUCAAUAUGGUUCAAAUAUUGGGAUGGCGUUUCAACUUGUGGAUGAUUUGUUAGAUUUCGUUGCAUCAUCCAAAACACUUGGUAAACCAUCGGUUGCCGAUCUUAAACUUGGCUUGGCAACAGCACCCGUUCUAUUUGCAUGUGACAAGCACCCUGAUCUGCAUAGUUUAAUAUUACGAAGAUUCAAUGAAACAGGAGAUGUUGAAUGGGCACUUGAAGCUGUUUAUAAUAGUUCAGCAUUGGAGGAAACACGUUUAUUAGCUGAACAAUAUUGUAAAGACGCUCGGCUCGCGUUAUCUAUGUUUCAUGAAUCUACGAAUAAGACGGCCUUGUUACAACUGACAGAUGUUGUACUUAACAGAAGCAAAUAAUUAAUUUAUAUUUCAGCAACCAUACUUUGUGGUUUAAGUAACAUUUCGUGUUUAAAAUAAAUAAAAACUUUUGUGUUAA
This is a messenger RNA of Ciona intestinalis (vase tunicate), 1401 nucleotides long. RefSeq names its product all trans-polyprenyl-diphosphate synthase PDSS1-like. The record is from RefSeq and is a predicted model, not a curated record. Gene Ontology annotation, molecular function: prenyltransferase activity. Gene Ontology annotation, cellular component: transferase complex; mitochondrion. Gene Ontology annotation, biological process: isoprenoid biosynthetic process; ubiquinone biosynthetic process. NCBI's taxonomy places the organism in Eukaryota, Metazoa, Chordata, Ascidiacea, Phlebobranchia, Cionidae.